GUGAAAUUCUAGGUCAUUGUGUUUGAUUACUAAGUUUUUCUAGACCUAGGUUCUAAUUUUCGUCAAGACUAUGAGUAUAAGAAACUCAGCAGGUGUUGGCUACGGUACACACGACUGUGAAAUACAAACCCAAAGCACUGAGCUCGUUAGUAAUCAGUUUCAGUCUUUCAAUCCUACCGAUGAAUGCACAGAUACGAGUUAUAUUCUGAACUCAUAUCCCAAAGAGCUUCAAAAAAUAUGUUGCAACAUGUUCACCACCCCUAAAUUUUGUGAAUGGUUGAAGCAUGAGUGGUUGUAUUCGAGCAUAGACAAGGAAAUAUUUCUAAGGGUUAAUGACUUCCAGCUGAUAUUACGGGAAUACUUUCCUACUUUAAAGUCUCGAAAGUUAAGUCGAGUUCAUUGGUCAACUAUUCGACGGAUCAUAGGGAGACCACGUCGUUUCAGUGCCACGUUCCUCUCUGAAGAACGGCACUCUGUGCAAGUAAAACGUAAAAAUAUACAAUACAUACAGCACAUCAUUUUAACAAGUUCUCUUGGUCCAAUGGCGUCAGAACAUUUAGAUAAUCUUUUAUUAUGCUUGCCACCAGCAAUUCGAAUUCCCCUUCGAUUACCAGUUGGUAUUAGAGUAUGUGUUUGUCUUCACACUCCCAUGCAGGGUUUAUAUCUUGGACUGAUACAAAAUUCGUGUCCAGGUGAUGGACAUUAUGCUGUUUGGGUUGAUGAGUUAAUUAUUUCAAAUGAUUACAUGGAAAUGAAAUCUUCCAGAUAUUACGGCUGUCAAAUUGUUCCAGAAGAAAAUGUUUUUCCUUUACCAAAUCAGUCGUUACCACCUUCUGUAACACUUUCAGAGAUUCGCAGUUAUUUUAAAGAAAAUAUAAUAAACAGUGAUGUCACUGUUUUUUCGUCUGAAUUUAAUACUAACUUCAUAAAUACCAUGAAUAAAACGGUCGAAUCAUCUAGUAAUCGUUUACAUUGUGUUGUUCAAUCCUCACCUACUUGUGGACCUUUAUUAAGUGAAAGUGUAUGUGGUGCAAACCAUAUACAGAUGAAUAAUUCACAAGUUUCAUCAGGAGAUCUUUUAAUCCCAAAACCUAAAUUUGAUAAUCCUUCUGUAAUAACAUCACCGUGUUCAGAACAAACAUCUUCCCAGAAAACCGACUAUCAGUCUUACAAUAGAUUUCUUAUUAAUAUUAUUAAACUUCACAAGAUUUUAGAGAGAAAACGUUCAUCAAUUGAAACAUUAAAACAAUUAAAUAAUACUGCUGAAAUAAAGCUUUCAGAAAACCAGAAUUACAUCACUGUACAAUUUCAACAUACUUAUGCAAAACUCAUAUUAAAUAUAGAUAAAAUUAAUCGAGAAUUAAAACAUUAUAUGAAUCAAGUACUUCUAUACGUGUCAACUAUAGCACAAGAACAUAACAUGGUGGAAUUAAAUUCCGUUAUCGACUGGAGACGUCGCUGUGAUGAUGAAGCUCAAGAAAUAGUUAAUCGGAUGAAAGAAUUACAAUAGUUUAUGUCUAGUAUUCAAGAUCAGAAAGUGAAGUUCAAUUCGUUCAAAUCCUCUACGAAUUCAUGUUCAUCAUUAUUGUCUUCGGUGACAGAACAUCGGGUCUGAUUUCAAUAUAUCAUUCAACAUACCAAAUGAUCCAGGAUAAUAUCUACAUACUCCGUACCUUACAAUCAAUCUAGGCGAUGAUGCGGACCAUUCACAAAGAAGCAUUUUGCACUUAAUGCAAGAAACACACGUCUUGAACAUACCUAUAUUGUUACUCAAGUUUUUGAGUAGACUCUGGAUUUUAUCCAGAUCUUCCCACGAAGAUCACAUCACCUCUUUUUUAAAAUUGCACUCGAUAAGCUGGAGUGCUUCAAUUAAGCUAUUUUAUGCUUUUUAACCAACAUUAACAGUAAUUCACCUUGCGAUAGAAAGCUAAAGUAGUUUUUCAUUUUGUUCAUUAAACCAUAAAAAUUUCUUUUCAGACAUACAAAUUAAUUGAUGAAGACAAAUUGGAUCUUGUUGCUAAGCUUAUUUCUAUUCUCAUACAUUUAAGUAAUUUAUCUGAUCAUCGGUACAUGAAUCAAAUCCCAGCGUGUAUUGACGACAUUCUCAAAGAGAUUAAACAUGGUAUUCACCCAAAUAAUUUGAAAUGUUUUGAAUCUACAGUGGAAAAUUUUAUUGGACAAAUUAUAAAUCCAAUUACAAAUACUGUCUAUUCACGAAUGUAUCAAUAUCCUAUGAUAUCGAAUUCACAAUAUUCAGACAAUAUUUAAUAUGUCAAAUGUUAUUUCCUUUUUUG
Molecule: messenger RNA, 2294 nt
Organism: Schistosoma mattheei
Lineage: Eukaryota; Metazoa; Platyhelminthes; Trematoda; Strigeidida; Schistosomatidae
Source: the annotation of a GenBank genome assembly